This is a messenger RNA of Zea mays, 1807 nucleotides long. Its product is annotated as scarecrow-like 6. The coding region runs from base 130 to 1653 and encodes 507 amino acids. The transcript has a single exon. The record is from RefSeq and is marked validated. NCBI's taxonomy places the organism in Eukaryota, Viridiplantae, Streptophyta, Magnoliopsida, Poales, Poaceae.
CGCAAAUGCGACGUGCAAGUUGCAAUACCAACAGCAACACCAUCACCUCCGAAUCCGAUCCCUCACACGCCCACACCACCUUGGUGGUGGGUCUUGGUUCAUGCUGCCCACUCCGGCACUCCUCUUCUCAUGACAAGCGCGCUGCCGCACAUGUCUGAGCUCCCGGACGGCGGCGCCGGCGGAAAUGGCCAAGACGAAGCCGCCGCCUUCGCCUCGCCGGCCAAGCGCCUCCGUAGGUCGCCGGCGCUCGAGCCCACCUCCGUGCUCUACAACCGCAGCCCGAGCCCGCCCACAUCCUCCUCCCUGGUCUCCUCCGCCGCGCCCGAGCCGCCCCCCAUCAGCGCCGAGGAUUGGGAGGCCGUCCUCUCCGGCGGCGACAUGGCCGCGCCACCAGCCGCCGCGCGGUCUCAAGACGCCUCUUUCCUCCGCUGGAUCAUGGACGCCGACGCCCAAGUCGACGCCUUCGAUCCCUUCCUGCCUUGCCAAGAGACCGCCGUCGUCGAGCCCUUCUUGCAGCCGCAGCUCCCGCUCCCCGUGGCCGACGACCUCGAGCCAGGGGCGACGGUUGACGAGCUCCUCGAGGCGGUGCGCCGCGCCGACGCCGGGGACUCCACUGGCGCGCGCGAGAUAUUGGCGCGGCUCAAUCACCGGCUCCCCUCACCGCCGGGGCACCCGCACCCUCCUAUCCUCCGCGCCGCGGCUCACCUCCGGGACGCGCUCCUGCGCGUCCUCGUCACGUCCGCGCCCGCACCCGCCGCCGUCUCGACGACCCCGCUCGACGUCGCGCUCAAGGUAGCCGCGCACAGGGCCCUGGCGGACGCGUCACCGACCGUCCAGUUCGCCAACUUCACGUCCACGCAGGCGCUCCUCGACGCGCUCGGCACCGCGCGCCGCGUGCACGUCGUCGACUUGGACGUCGGCUUCGGCGGCCGGUGGGCGCCGCUCAUGCAGGAGCUCGCGCUCCAGUGGCGCCGAGCACCCGUCUCGCCGCUGCCGCCGCCGUGCUUGAAGGUGACGGCCUUGGUCUCGCCAGGGUCAUCAGCGCACCCCUUGGAGCUCCACCUCACGCACCAGGGCCUGACGCGCUUCGCCGCCGACCUCGGCAUCUCGUUCGAGUUCAACGCCGUCGCGUUCGACCCCUUGGACCCGUUGCCCCCCACGGGGCUGUCCGUCGCGCCCGGCGAUGCCGUCGCCGUUCACCUCUCCGUCGGCUCCGGGGUCCCGUCGGCAGCUACUCUCCGCGUCGUGAAGCAGCUCCGCCCUGCCGUCGUGGUGUGCGUCGACCACGGAUGCCACCGCGGCGACCUGCCGCUGUCGCACCACGCGCUGAGCGUCGUGCGCUCCAGCGCGGCGUUCCUCGAGUCGCUGGACGCGGCCGGGGCGCCGGCGGACGCGGUGGCGAGGCUGGAGGAGUACGUCGUGCGUCCCAGGGUGGAGCGCCUGUUGCUAGGCGACAGGAUGCCUCCAUGGCGGACCAUGCUUGACUCCGCCGGAUUCGCGCCGGUGCAGCUCAGCAACGCCGCCGAGGCACAGGCCGAAUGCCUCGUCAGGCGCACGCCCACGCCGGGCUUCCAUGUGGAGAAGCGGCAGGCGGCGCUCGCGUUGCGGUGGCAGGACUCGGAGCUGGUGAUGGUGUCGGCGUGGCGGUGCUGAAUCGGGGCACUGGGACAGUUCCUGUAAAGAUUGAACCUUUUUCUGUUCUCAUGUGCAGUAAAAUUAGCUAGUAACUUGUUGUCAAGCUGUUUAUUUUACAAUUUUAGUUGCGAUGAUGUAGCAAUUGGGAGCAUGUGAAUUUUCAUCAUCUGUG